GACCGCGGCGAGCCCCGCGGGGGAGCUCGCGGCGACGUGGAGCGGCAGACGUCAAAGGCGCGCGUCUCCAAUGGCAUCGUCGAGGCUCAGAAUUCGAACGAGAAAUCGACGAGCGUGGAGGACCGCGGCGAGCCCCGCGUCGGGGCUCGCGGCGACGUGGAACGGCAGGUGUUAGAGGCGUGCGAGUCUGACACCGUCGAGGUCCGACAGUUAAGCCGCAAAUCGACGAGGACGAUGGAGGCGAACAUCAACGGUUUCAAGGCCCACAGCUUCCUGAAGGACUACAACGAUGACAAAGGUUUCUCACACGGUUCCGAGUUCAACCGGAAAUUGGUCAGCAAGUUCAUGCUGAGGUACCAGUCGAAGGGUGCCACGGCGAACUUGUUCCCGUUCCACGGCGCGAAGGAGCUGAAGGCCCGCUUGAAGUGGGUGCGCAGGAACUCCUUCGACUACUCCAUGGCUGCGAUCAUCGUUAUGAACGCCAUCUAUUUGGGGAAUCAAACUGCGUGGGUUCUGCAUACCGUUCUGGAGCAAGGCGACAUAGACAACGGCCGAAGAUGGUUUUGGCUAGCGGGGGACAUUGCAUUCGCGCUCGUGUUCUUCCUCGAGCUGACCCUCAGGAUUUUCGCCUACCAGGUCAAGUUUUUUACAGGAAGUCAGAGGUGGUGGAACGCAUUCGACUGCUUCACAAUGUUCGCCACGAUCGUGGCGGUCCUGCUGGACCUGUUCCGGGCCCCGGAUAGCUUUGGCGUCGACCUCCUGAAAGUGGUGCGCCUCGCCCGGAUGGUGCGAACCUGA
Molecule: messenger RNA, 798 nt
Organism: Prorocentrum cordatum
Lineage: Eukaryota; Dinophyceae; Prorocentrales; Prorocentraceae
Source: the annotation of a GenBank genome assembly